GUGGUGAGGGAGGGUGGCCAGUCGCCAGGCAGUGGCGUGGAAUGUUGGCGGAGAGCCGCCAAGGGGUGGGCGCCUAAUCCCGUUUUGCCAGGACAGAUGGGAGCAGCGGAGUGAGAGUUCGAGGCACUGGGAGCUGCGAAGAGACAGCACAUUGUCUGGGCUGCAGGCCAGCAAAUGAUAAACAGCUCUGCUUGCUCCUUUUUGGAUUGUGCCAUUUGAAUCCUGUUUUACGGUGGUUUUCUGCUGCCUCAGCUGCUUUAUCACUGAAAAUCCACCUAAUCGCCCGAUCUUUGGAGUGCCUCAUAUUGAGGUUGCAGCAAACUGACAUUUUUGGAAUUAUAUUGAAGCUGGGUGACUUUCAUUAAAAUUGGAACAAUGAGAAUAGCAGGUCCAAUAAAACUUGGGGUUGUCAUUGUAGUGUCUUUGCUGAUGGGUUAUCUUGCAUUCCAAAUAUUUGAAAUCAAAAUCAAUGCAAAUUUCAAAUCAAUAUUUACCAGAUCACAAGACAAUCAAGUACAAAUAACAAAGGCACCAAAAUACAAAUGUGGCCUCGCAAAGCCUUGCCCUGAGAAUCAUUUUGCAUUCAAAAUGGCCAGUGGAGCAGCAAAUGUUGUUGGUCCCAAAAUCUGUAUUGAAGAUAAAAUCGUAAUGAGUGGUGUUAAGAACAAUGUUGGUCGGGGUAUGAACAUUGCUACAGUAAAUGGUAAAACUGGUGAAUUAUUGGAGACUAAAUUUUUUGACCUUUGGGGUGCAGAAGUACAACCUUUCAUUGAGUUCCUGAAAGCUCUAAAGGAUGGAACAAUAGUAUUUAUGGCUACUUUUGAUGAUGCAGCAACCAAACUUAAUGAUUUGGCAAGGCAGCUUGUAAGUGAAUUGGGGAGUUCAUCCAUCUCGAAACUCAGCUUCAGAGACAGCUGGGUAUUUGUUGGUGCAAAAGGGAUUCAAUCAAAGAGUCCUUUUGAACAGCAUGUAAAGAAUAAUAAAAACACAAACAAAUAUGAAGGCUGGCCAGAAGUUUUAGAGAUGGAAGGAUGUGUUCCCCCGAAAAAAGAAUAAAAACCUUCGAGAAUAAAUUAUAUUUUUAACAUAAUUUCUUUGUUUUGACUUGACCAGAUUUCUGUUCAUUUUUCUUUUAAUCUUACCAUUUGUUUGUCAAUUUAGUCCCUUACAAUCACAGCUUUUAAAAAAUAUAUUAAGAAACAGCCGUCGGAAGCUCGAGUCCAUGCAGGGUCUAAAACAUUGAUGGCUGUUUCCCCCUCAACCCUGUAACAAACCUUUUGUUCACUUAAAUUUCAUUUUGGAAGAAUAACAGAACUGGAUCAAAACUGGUCAGAAAUAGUUCAUGUUUUCUGGAAAACAGAACUUGAUUGAUCCAUUGUGUUGCAUGUUUAUAAAUGUAAUGUGGUUUACGGUAAAGGAAUUGGAUGACAUAUUGUGCACUUAUAGUUUUUGUAUAAGUUGAUAGUAUUUGUACAAGUCGUUCUUCCAAAGCUGUAAUGUGAAAAAACCAAAGUCCAGAGCUUGGGCUAGAAAAUUAACUGUGUGAUGAAUGUCAUCUAAGCACUUGUAAUUCACAAAUGACUUCAAACCAAAUUUCUGUAUUUCUUGUGCUUGGAAUCAAAAAUUAUUUGUGUGUAUCUUUUUUCCUUUUAAUCUCAUGUUUUAUCUUUUUGCAUUGGUAAAUAUUAGUGAAUCUAUGCUGCAUCGCAGGCGAUUGGGGAGUAAUGUUUGGUUAUACUCAUUUGUUCUGCCGGAUGAUUUGUAAAGCCUGUUAGGUGUGGAUGUAAUGAAACUACUUGUUUUCAGUUUAAUGUUAUGUUGCCUCUAAUCCUUCACAACUAAUGUUCAUUAACAUUAGAACAGUGAAUUUCACAUCUUUUUAUAUAGAGAUUAGGCAUUCCUGUGGAAGCUUGAAUCUUUUUCCACAAAGUAUCACCAAACACAGGGAAAACUAUUGUUUUAAUGGGUCUUUGUAAAGUAGGAGACAACAACAAAAUCAGCAUGUUAAAUCAAAAAGUAAAUGCAGCACAAGAAAUUGGUGACAGUAAUUGAAGGUGAUAUUAAUUGUGUUAAUAUAUAUGGAAGUGAAAGUGAAAUCAUUGUUCUAGAUUCAAAAACUUUAAAACUGACACAUUUACUAUUUCUAUAAGGUGAACAAUUUUACUACAUUAUCUGCCAUUUCUACGUUUGUCUGUUAUAAUGUGCAGGCACCUUAAAAGGCUCUGAAUUUUUGUAAUGAUGCAUAUGUCACUUAUUGGUUUGCAAAAUGAAUCACCAGCUCAGAUUUAAUUCAUGACUUUGUGUGUAAUUGAGAGUUCACGCUGUUUGACUGUAAAUAUUAAUGCCUUGAAAUUAUCUAUAGAUAUGAAGGGAGAGGUAAAACAAAAUGAUUCUUUUCCUGAAAGGGAGAAAUGAAAAUAUCCAAUUAUUUUUAAGUCAGCUGUUUUUGCACUUCGUUAAUGUAAAGUAUUUGUGUAUGAAUGUGGCUUUUAUGGUAAUGAUCUUAAAUACAGAACUCAUGGAAUUCAAAACUACUGUAAUAUACAGAUAAAGAAAUAGGGUCAAAAUGAAUUAUGUGCUUAUUAAUGCUUAAAUUCAGAUCUAAAUAGUCACAAGGUUGUGCAGAUGUUUGAACUUUCAUUUAAUAGAAUUUUUCUGCUCUCUGCAUGCAAUACAGUGAGUUGAAAGUGCCAAAA
Messenger RNA from Mobula hypostoma (lesser devil ray), 2696 nucleotides. Its product is annotated as protein FAM3C-like. Bases 376 to 1056 code for a protein of 226 amino acids. NCBI's taxonomy places the organism in Eukaryota, Metazoa, Chordata, Chondrichthyes, Myliobatiformes, Myliobatidae. The record is from RefSeq and is a predicted model, not a curated record. The transcript has 11 exons.